Molecule: messenger RNA, 2304 nt
Organism: Humulus lupulus (European hop)
Lineage: Eukaryota; Viridiplantae; Streptophyta; Magnoliopsida; Rosales; Cannabaceae
Exons: 2
Coding region: 1-2304 (767 amino acids)
Source: RefSeq, a predicted model, not a curated record
AUGUCUGGCGAAGACACUCAGAACAGGUUGGAAGCAAUCAAGCAGUAUCUUGAGUCAUCGUCAGCCUCUCGGUCUUCAAGAAUUAUUACUAAUAAUCUGCUCUUUCAACGUCUUGCUCCGCAAGAAAAUCCUGUUAAAGUGCCAUUACCGUCUGACAAUGAAUCUGAUUCUGACGAUUCAGUUCGAUCUUAUAGAACAAUGGCUCAGGAAAGGACAUUGAAAGAGUUGGCAGCGCCAAAUCUUGACCAACAACCACUAUGCAUCCAAUAUCCACCGUUGGAUGUAAACUUUGAGCUGAAGUCGGGCCUCAUCCACUUAUUGCCUUCUUUCCAUGGGCUGCCUGGUGAGGAUCCGAAUAAACAUUUGAAGGAGUUUCAUAUUGUCUGUUCUAGUAUGAAACCCGCUGCAGUGACUGAGGAACAGAUUAAGCUGCGAGCUUUUCCUUUCUCUCUAAAGGAUGCAGCUAAAGAGUGGUUGUACUAUCUUCCACCUGGUACUGUUGAAACUUGGAAUGGUAUGAAGACUAUGUUCCUAGAACGAUACUUUCCGGCAUCUAAAGUUGGAAGCAUCAGGAAGGAGAUCUGUGGUAUAAGGCAGUAUACAGGAGAGUCUUUGUAUGAGUAUUGGGAGAGAUUUAAGAGGUUGUGUGCUAGCUGCCCUCAUCAUCAGAUAAGUGAACAGCUCCUCAUUCAGUACUUUUAUGAAGGAUUACAAUCACUGGAUAGGAGUAUGAUUGAUGCAGCCAGUGGGGGUGCACUAGUUGAUAAGACUCCUGCUGCAGCCAGGAGCUUGAUUUCUAAUAUGGCUGCUAACUCACAACAGUUUGGCAUUCGUCAAGAUCCUGUUCCACCGCCCAAAUCAGCUAAUGAAGUGAGCACCUCUAAUGCUAAUCAGCUGGGUCAACAAUUGGCUCAAUUAACUGCAGUGGUACAACAACUAGCUUUGGGCCAACAGGUGCAGCCAUGUGGAAUCUGUCAAGUAGUGGGGCACCCUACUGAUACGUGCCCCACUCUAGUAGAGGGAGAAACUGAGGGUGUUAAUGCUGUGGGAAAUUUUCCUGGUCAAUUACGUCAGAUGUAUUAUGAACCAUUUUCACAAACUUAUAAUCCUGGCUGGCGUGAUCAUCCAAACCUUCGAUAUGGGAAUCAUCAACAAAUAGCUCAACAACCAACAGCAGCAAGACCACCUGGUUUCACUACACAACAGAGGUCUCAAAAUAAUUAUGUACCUAGACCAUCACAACCACCGCAGGCUGCUCCACAACCAAGUGCCAAAACUUCUACUGAGGAUUUAAUCAAUGCACUUGCUACAAAUACUCUUCAAUUUCAGCAAACCACCCAAGCGUCCAUCAAAAGUUUGGAGAAUCAGGUGGGACAAUUAGCAGCAUCAUAUAACCGGUUGGAGGCUCAUCUAUCAAAUAAAUUGCCUUCACAACCUGAGAUGAAUCCCAAGGAGAAUGCUAGUGCAGUGACUUUGCGCAGUGGGACGCAAUAUGAUCCACCUAUUAAUGAAGAUGUUCCUCCAAAGCCAACCACCCCUACACAACUCAGCCCUAAGCCUACUAUUGUCAUUCCACCUCCAUUCCCAAGCAGACUGAAAAAGACUAAAAAGGAAGAGGUUGACAAGGAAAUUCUUGAUACAUUUCGAAAGGUAGAAGUGAAUAUCCCUCUUCUUGACGCUAUUAAACAAGUGUCGCGCUAUGCCAAGUUUCUGAAAGAGUUGUGCACUAAUAAGCGUAAGUUGAGGGGUAAUGAAAAAGUUAGUGUGGGGGAGAAUGUUUCCGCAGUUCUACAAAAGAAGCUUCCACCAAAGUGUAAGGAUCCUGGUACUUUUACUAUCCCUUGCACUAUUGGUAAUAAAAGAAUUGAGCGAUGUAUGUUGGAUUUGGGAGCCUCUAUCAAUGUCAUGCCAUUCUCCAUUUAUGCUUCAUUGAAUCUCGAUCCACUUGAAGAGACAGGGGUGAUUAUUCAACUUGCUGAUCGGUCGAAUGCUUAUCCCAGGGGUGUAAUAGAAGAUGUUUUAGUUCAAGUAAAUGAAUUGGUGUUUCCGGCUGAUUUUUAUGUUCUUGAUAUGGAAGAUGAAUCUAUUCCAUGCUCCACUCCAAUUUUGUUGGGGAGACCAUUCAUGAAGACUGCGAGAACUAAGAUUGAUGUGCAUGACGGUACGUUGACCAUGGAAUUUGAUGGGGAGACAAUUCGAUUUAAUAUUUUUGAGGCUAUGAGGUAUCCAAGUGAUGUACAUGCUGUUUACUCUCUUGAUGUGUUGGAUAUUCUUUCUCAACGAGUUUUAGAUUUGCAUAGUUAA